GUUCACAAAAGCAGGUGGGCUUGGAUGGAAUCAAAACGUGCUGCAACUUUGACAGUUCGUCGUUUUGUCGUGCGCAUUCGAAGUUUUGUCGAUAAAAAUUAAGAAAAAAUAAUGGAAGAAAAUAAUGCUAAAACUGAUCAGAACAAUCAAGAUGACUCAGAUUCCGAGGUGGACGAAAUUGAGCCAAAACUCAAAUAUGUUAGAAUGCGAAAUGAUUUGGAACAUAUUUUACAAAAUGAUGCUGCUAGUUGUAUCGCUGUACAUCCUAAGUUUCUUUGUUUGGGAUCACAUUGGGGAAUGAUACAUCUCUUAGAUCAUCAGGGCAAUAAUAUACAAUCAAAAACUCUACAAGCACAUAUUGUUGCUGUUAACCAAAUUUCUAUUGAUCAUAAUGGUGACUUCAUUGCAUCUUGUAGCGAUGAUGGCAAAGUUUUUAUUUAUGGUUUAUAUAGCACAGAAAAUAAUCAUAAUAUAAAUCUUAGUAGGCUUGUCAAGAGUAUAGCUAUUGAUCCUAAUUAUUAUAAAAGUGGUAGUGGAAGAAAAUUUAUUACAGGAGACGACAAAUUAAUUUUAUAUGAGAAAACAUUUUUAUCCAGAAUGAAGUCAACAAUUCUUUCUGAAGCAAAAGAUGGAGUAAGAUCUAUAGCAUGGGCUGGUCAAUUCAUAGCUUGGGCAUCUGGUACAGGUGUCAGAGUAUAUGAUUCAAAUGCUAGAUGUUCUUUAGGUCUUAUUAAAUGGACUAAAACCGAAGAAGCGCUACCAGAACACUAUAGAUGUAAUCUUCGUUGGUCAGAUGAUCGAACAUUACUAAUUGGAUGGGUGGAUAUAGUGCGUAUUUGUCAAAUAAAAAAGAGAUCAGUGCAGGAAAUGGUUAAUAGAGAUUUACCUGAAUUCGUGGUAGAUCCAGGUAAAUCAUUUAUUAUUUAUAUUUGUUUAAUAAAAAAAAAUCAUAAAUUUAUAUUUUAUAAUAUGAUUUUAAUUUUAGUUUCAACAUUUCAAGUGGAUUUUUAUAUAUCUGGUAUUGCACCUUUAGACAAUCAACUGGUAUUGUUAGGAUGCUUAAAAGAAUUAGAUAAUGAUGGGAAAAGUCAAAGACCAAUUUUGCACAUUGUUGAGCCGAAGUGCGAAGACUUUUCUGUAAUUUGUGCAAAUCCAUUGACUUUGCGAGGUUAUAAAGAGUAUAGCUGUAAUGACUAUCAUUUAGAUUGUUUAACAAAUGAAAACAGGUUUUUUAUCGUAAGUCCAAAAGAUGUAGUUGUAGCAAGUUUGUAUGAUUGUGAUGAUAGGAUUGAAUGGUUAAUAAGCCAUCGAAAAUUUGAAGAAGCAUUAGAAGUUGUUAGUGUUAGUGAUGGAAAAGAUUGUAAAAGAUAUACUUUAGUCAAUGUGGGUCGUAUGUAUUUGGAUCAUCUAUUGGCUUGUGAAAAGUAUGAUGAAGCAGGAAAAUUGUGUCUAAAAGUUUUAGGCCGGAAUAAAAAAUUAUGGGAAGAAGAGGUAUAUAAAUUUGCAAGGGUUCAUCAAUUAAGAUCAAUUUCUUCUUACCUCCCACGAGGUGAUGUAACUUUAGAUCCAUUAAUUUAUGAGAUGGUUUUAUAUGAAUAUUUGAAAAUAGAUCCUGAUGGUUUUCUUGAAUUAGUUAAAGAGUGGUCACCAACAUUAUACACAGUUGCAGCUGUUGUUAAUGGUGUUUUGGAACAUCUUAUAGUUCAUAAUCAACGACAAAAUGUUCUUUUAGAAGCUUUAGCAAUUUUAUAUAUUCAUGAUGGAAAAUAUGAUAAAGCAUUAGCAAUGUAUUUAAAACUUAGACACAAGGGUGUAUUUUAUUUGAUACAAAAAUAUCAAUUAUAUUAUUCUAUAUAUGAUAUGAUCGAAAAAUUAAUGGAUUUAGAUGCAGAACGUGCAAUACAAUUUUUUUUGGAAAAAGAAAAAGAUGAAACGCAGAAAAAAAAAGAAAAGUUCAGAGUACCACCAGAAAUUAUUGUUCAUGAAUUGCGACACAAAUAUUUUUACUUAUAUUUGUAUCUAGAUGCUUUAGACAAAAAAGAUACAAAUGAUUCCAAAGGAAAAUAUCAUGGAUUACUGGUUCAACUAUAUGCAGAUUAUGCUAGAGAUAAAUUACUUCCGCUUUUACGUCGUUCCGAUAACUAUCCAAUACAGGAAGCAUUAGAUAUUUGUAGUCAACGAAAGUUCUAUCCAGAGAUGGUGUAUCUUUUAGGAAGAAUAGGAAAUAUAUCUGAAGCUUUGGCUCUUAUGACUAGAGAAUUAAAUGAUAUGGAAAGUGCUAUUGCUUUUUGUCAGGAACACGAUGAUGAAGAAUUGUGGAAUGAUUUAGUAAAUUAUUCUUUGGAUAAACCAAAGGCUAUCACAUUUCUUCUUCAAAAAAUUGGAACAUAUGUUGAUCCUAGAUUAAUGGUACAGAGAAUAAAUCCAUCUUUAGAAAUACCUGGCUUAAAAAAAGCUUUGGUUAAAAUGAUGUGCGAUUAUAAUUUGCAAGUAUCUAUACAAGAAGGAUGUAAGAAAAUUUUAUCUAAUGAUUAUUUUGAUCUUCAUGAAAGAUUGGUUCGUUGUCAUCAAAAAGGUAUACUUAUAAACGAUGAUCAAUUGUGUGGAGCUUGUCAUAGAAAAAUAAUUAUGGGAGAAUCAAAAAAUUUAGUCAUAUUUUAUUGCAAGCAUUCAUUCCAUGAGGACUGUUUACCAAACUUCAAAUUAGUGGAAAAUUGUGUAAUUUGUAAUUCACAAAAAGAGACUUCACCAGGUAGGAAAUGAUACAGGUAUAGAGAUCUUUGAAAUUUGUUCCGUUGAAAUAAAUUCCUGACUUUCUGGACAUACGGAAAAUGCCUUAAAAAAUUGUAUUGUAAAAUCUACUACAUGGAGAGGUUUCACUGCAAAAAUUAAAAUAAAGUAUCAGGGCGCUUGAGAUAAGUAUAUCAGUAAAUCUCUUUGUGUAUUUGUAUAAUAUAUAUAUUAAUUAAUGUAAAAAACACUCUAUAUCGAAUAAUAUUAUAAAUAUUUUAUUGUAUUAUAUAUAUAUAUAUAUAUAUAUUCUUGUAUAGACUGAAUUAUUCUUGAUAUUACCUUGCAUAAAUU
Messenger RNA from Vespa crabro (European hornet), 3084 nucleotides. It is a transcript of the gene lt, whose product is annotated as vacuolar protein sorting-associated protein 41 homolog. Gene Ontology annotation, cellular component: HOPS complex; late endosome. Lineage: Eukaryota; Metazoa; Arthropoda; Insecta; Hymenoptera; Vespidae. The transcript has 13 exons. Gene Ontology annotation, biological process: protein targeting to vacuole; endosomal vesicle fusion; vesicle-mediated transport. Gene Ontology annotation, molecular function: protein binding. The coding region runs from base 112 to 2763 and encodes 883 amino acids. The record is from RefSeq and is a predicted model, not a curated record.